Molecule: messenger RNA, 1318 nt
Organism: Vitrella brassicaformis
Lineage: Eukaryota; Vitrellaceae
Source: the annotation of a GenBank genome assembly
CUAGAGGGCCUCACUCUCCAUCCACGUCCUCGAUGUGCGUAAUGUCUCUAUCCGAGCCACAAAGCGCUCGAAGAGCUCCUUGAGCACCCAGCGAGAACUGCGGCACGCAGGCCAGGAAGCAGAAAGGAACAUUGUGUGUGACCAUACGUUGUCUGACGGAUGCUAUGUGUAUGGACCGACAUUGGUUUCUCAACGAAAGCCGUGUCAAACAAAGCCGGCGCGUCUGGGUAUUGUCUCAUGACAUUCUGCGGCAUACACAGGAAGGGCAGAGGACAGACGACGUGGCGACAAUCGAUGGAGGCGCACAAGUGUGUCUCACUCACCUCUUUGCUUUGUGCAGUGCCUGUAAACACGAUAGACAACGUUAUGAAUUGUGUGUUGCGUGUUUCGUCUUGUUUGUUCUUUGCCUUUCUUUCUUUCUUUCUUUCUUUCUUUCUUACAUAAGGCAAUGAAGAGCGGUGGCGACGUGCGGUCUUGCAACAUCCCUCUGAUGCACCUAGUGGCUGCGACACCAUCCAGCUCCGGCAUUUCUAGGUCGGUCAGCACAAGCAUAGGCGUAUCGCAUGUCUCGCCGUGGGCUCCCGCCAAAUGCCUGCUCUUCUUGUCAAGUCUCUCCUUGACGGCGCUGACAAGGUCCGCGCCAUUGAGAGACCAUGUGAUCGAUGACUCUGGUACGCCCAUCUUCUUGAUUAUGAUAUCGAGAGACUGCAACAGACAAGAGAGAUAUAUUCCGGGCUCCCCCCCGCCUGGGGGGGCAUUACACCUGUCGAUUGAUGAAGUCGUCGUCAGCCAGGAAGAGGUGGAUCUGAAGACGCUGCAUUUUGUCAAUGAGAGUUUGUAACACCGUGGAAUCCAUCGUUUGUCGAUGGGGGCUCCCCUGGCCGCUCCGCUUCGCGACAUUGAGCUCAUACAUGCCCCAGCAGUCAAAGCAGAAUGUCGCCGUGGUGCCCUUGUUGACGCCUUCAGACUUCAGCUUGCAAUCGCCUCCCAUUGCCUUGGCAACCAUCCUGCGCCGAAGAAAAUCGAGACAAGUAGAAAAUGGUACCGACGGAAGCAUUGCUUUGCCUCGCGAUGUUCAACCCUAAGCCGGUGCCGAUGGGUGCAUCCUUCGCUUGGACUUGCUGCGGGAAAGGACUUGAUUCCAUGCUCAAGGUAUUUUAGCUGACCGGCUGCUGACCUCAAAUUCGUUGCCGAGGCUUUGAAGCUUGUCUGCAGGAAUGCCUCGACCACUGUCUGAAUGCGGAGAUGCGAAAGGAAUGCUAGGCAGACCCCGACAUGAAAAUCGCUUACCCUUUAUCCGAAUUUCAAUGGAGUACAU